Messenger RNA from Miniopterus natalensis, 2191 nucleotides. The record is from RefSeq and is a predicted model, not a curated record. Lineage: Eukaryota; Metazoa; Chordata; Mammalia; Chiroptera; Miniopteridae.
GGGCAAAACCGUCCCAUGGUACAGAGAUCAUUGAAUGCGUCCCAAAGUAGUGGCUCCAAUCCUUUUCGGCAUCUGGAGAAGAGUGCUGUCUUACAGGAGGCUCGUCUGUUCAAUGAAACACCCAUCAAUCCAAGAAGAUGUUUGCAUAUUCUUACAAAGAUUCUCUACUUACUGAACCAGGGUGAACACUUUGGAACUACAGAAGCCACAGAAGCUUUCUUUGCAAUGACUCGAUUGUUUCAAUCUAAUGAUCAAACAUUGAGAAGAAUGUGCUACCUUACCAUCAAAGAAAUGGCUAACAUCUCUGAGGAUGUCAUCAUUGUCACAAGCAGUCUGACCAAGGACAUGACAGGAAAGGAAGAUAUCUACCGAGGCCCGGCCAUCAGGGCUCUCUGCAGAAUCACUGAUGGAACAAUGCUGCAGGCCAUUGAAAGAUACAUGAAGCAGGCCAUUGUGGACAGGGUCUCCAGUGUAUCCAGCUCAGCACUGGUGUCUUCCUUACACAUGAUGAAGAUAAGCUAUGAUGUUGUUAAGCGCUGGGUCAAUGAAGCCCAAGAAGCUGCUUCAAGUGACAAUAUUAUGGUCCAGUACCAUGCGUUGGGAGUCCUGUAUCACCUUAAAAAGAAUGAUCGCCUUGCUGUUUCUAAGAUGUUAAACAAAUUUACUAAAUCCGGUCUGAAGUCACAGUUUGCUUACUGCAUGCUGAUCCGAAUCGCCAGUCGUUUACUAAAAGAAAAUGAAGAGGGCCAUGAAAGUCCACUCUUUGAUUUCAUUGAGAGCUGCUUGCGAAAUAAACAUGAAAUGGUUAUUUAUGAAGCAGCUUCAGCUAUCAUCCAUCUUCCUAACUGUACUGCAAGGGAGCUGGCACCUGCUGUUUCAGUUCUUCAGUUGUUCUGUAGCUCUCCUAAGCCAGCUUUGAGAUAUGCAGCUGUGAGGACCUUGAACAAGGUGGCAAUGAAGCACCCCUCUGCUGUGACAGCCUGCAAUCUGGACUUAGAAAACUUGAUCACAGACUCUAACAGAAGCAUCGCUACCCUGGCCAUUACUACACUCCUCAAAACAGGAAGUGAGAGCAGUGUGGACAGACUCAUGAAGCAGAUAUCUUCUUUUGUGUCUGAAAUCUCAGAUGAGUUCAAGGUGGUGGUUGUACAGGCAAUUAGUGCUCUCUGCCAGAAAUACCCACGAAAGCACAGCGUCAUGAUGACUUUCCUCUCCAACAUGCUCCGAGACGAUGGAGGCUUCGAAUAUAAGCGGGCCAUUGUGGACUGCAUCAUCAGCAUUGUGGAAGAGAACCCUGAGAGCAAAGAAGCAGGCCUGGCCCACCUUUGUGAAUUCAUUGAAGACUGUGAGCACACUGUUCUGGCUACAAAGAUUCUCCACUUGUUGGGCAAAGAGGGCCCCAGAACGCCUGCUCCCUCCAAGUAUAUCCGCUUUAUUUUUAAUAGGGUCGUACUGGAAAAUGAGGCUGUCAGAGCUGCUGCUGUGAGUGCUUUAGCUAAAUUUGGGGCUCAGAAUGAGAACCUUCUCCCAAGCAUUCUUGUACUCUUACAAAGGUGUAUGAUGGAUACUGACGAUGAGGUACGGGACAGAGCUACCUUCUAUCUGAAUGUGCUGCAGCAGAGGCAGAUGGCACUGAAUGCUACAUACAUCUUCAACGGUCUGACAGUGUCUGUACCAGGGAUGGAAAAAGCUUUACAUCAGUAUACACUGGAGCCUUCAGAAAAACCCUUUGACAUGAAAUCUAUUCCUCUUGCUAUGGCUCCUGCCUUUGAACAGAAAGCAGAAAUCACACUUGUGGCUACUAAGCCAGAGAAGUUGGCUCCUUCCAGGCAAGACAUUUUCCAAGAACAAUUGGCUGCUAUUCCUGAGUUUAUGAAUCUGGGACCCUUGUUCAAGUCUUCUGAGCCUGUUCAGCUUACAGAAGCAGAGACAGAAUACUUUGUUCGUUGCAUCAAGCACAUGUUUACCAAUCACAUUGUGUUCCAGUUUGACUGUACCAACACUCUCAAUGACCAGCUACUGGAGAAAGUGACAGUGCAGGUGGAACCAUCAGAUUCCUUUGAAGUGCUAUGUUGUAUCCCAGCUCCCAGCCUCACUUAUAAUCAACCAGGAAUAUGUUACACUCUUGUUCGCUUGCCUGAUGAUGACUCUUCAGCAGUUUUUAUUGGAAAAACAUGAACUAUGUCAACCA